GUUAUGAAAUAUUAGUUUGGUAUAUGAAAAGUAUGAGUAGCUUACUCCACAAGUCUGAAAGGAUGUCUAUACAACCCUGUCAGAUGAGGAAGGGACUUUUUCCAUUCACUUCAUACAUUUAACAUUCUCAUGGGACUGGGGCAGACUGAGUGAGGGAUGAACCUCAGUCGAAACUUUAUCUGCUGUGAGGUAGUCCAUGUCACUCAAGGCGCAUUCCAUAGACUGAGAGGUGUUUUCACCAAGCUACAUACCCUGCAUAUUCUACCGAACACGUACUGUAGUAGACUUAAACAAGGAUCUGCUUAUGUUUGAGACAAACUGUUAUUGAAACUGGGAAAUACUCUGCUGUGCUUCAACGAAACUUUCAUACAGUUAAACAAAAUAUUAUAGGAACACCGGGAGAAUGGACCACGCGCAACGAAAGUCUGAUGUAUUUGCUUUACAAGGGGUGUGACACAUUGAAGUUCGACAUGGCGUGCUGGCAAUGGUGCCGUCGAACCUGGGUUUGUUGCCUGGACGAUGAAGAAAGGAGGACCAUUGCUAUUGACAAGGAUAUUCAGAGGAUUCUCCGACAGCAGAAGAACAGAGAACGCAAAGAAAUCAAAGUUCUUUUACUCGGCACAGGGGAGAGUGGGAAAACCACCUUCAUCAGACAGAUGAGGAUCAUCCAUGGAAGAGGCUUCUCUGAGGAGGAAAGACAGGACUUCGCCAAGCUCAUCUACCAGAACAUCUUCACGGCUGUAAAAGCUAUGACCCGGGCCAUGAUCACCCUCAGACUGCCCUAUGCCUACCCAGAGAAUGAGAUGUAUGCCAGGUGGGUGCAGGAUGUGGACACAGUGCAGGUCACCCAGCUGGACCGUGGCUUUGUGGACGCUAUCCGUCAUCUCUGGGCCGACCCAGGCCUCCGGGUCUGCUACAGCCGCCGCAGCGAGUAUCAGUUGCUGGACUCCACAGAGUAUUACAUGACCAAUCUGGACCGCAUAUCUGCCCCAGACUACAUCCCCACUGCUCAGGACGUGCUGCGGGUACGAUUCCCCACCACCGGCAUCCAUGACUACUCCUUCAACGUAAAGACCAUCACACUCAGGAUUGUGGAUGUGGGUGGACAGAAGUCAGAGAGGAGAAAGUGGAUCCAUUGUUUUCAGGAUGUGACGUCCCUCAUUUUCCUGGCUUCCCUCAGCGAGUACGACCAGGUCCUGGAGGAGAGAGAGACUGAUCAGAAGCGUAUGGAUGAGAGUUUGGCUUUGUUCUACACCACCAUCCACUCCCCCUGGUUCCUCAACACCUCCAUCAUCCUCUUUCUCAACAAGACAGAUAUCCUGGCUGACAAGAUCCAGGCGUCCGACCUGCAGAAGUACUUCCCAGGGUUCACAGGAAAGCGACGUGACGCUCAGGAUGCUAUGAAGUACAUCCAGAAGAUGUAUGAGCAGCAGGCUCAAAGCCGGGACAAGAAGGAAGAUAGCAAGACGCUGUACCCCCACUUCACCUGCGCCACCGACACCAACAACAUCCGCAAAGUGUUCAGUGACGUCAAGGACACGGUGCUCCUCAAGUCCCUCAUGGAGUUUGGGGUGAUCUGAGGGCCUGGGGACCCGGCUACCUAUGGGGCUACACUCAACCAACAACCACUCAGGGCAGAAGAGGCUCUCCCUCCGUCCCUCCCUUGCUCACUUUUCUCCUCUCUCUCAAUCUCAGCUCCAGUGGGGAUGCUCUCGGGCCAAACUUUCUUAUUGCAGGAAGGAAUCUCUCCCUGGAGAGCAGAACAGAAUGGAGCGACUCCUAUGACUCCUGUAUCACAAACCUGUUUUACACACACACACCUCUAUUGCUGUUUGGGGUUUUAGGCUGGGUUUCUGUACAGCACUUUGAGAUAUCAGCUGAUGUAAGAAGGGCUAUAUAAAUACAUUUGAUUUGAUUUGAUUACUAGCUGGCAGGCAUGCUGCUGCUGUUAAAGCUGAAAUGUAUUACAAUAUCUCAUUAAAUUCCUAGGACCCUGUUAGGACUGCUAUUAGGUGGCUCAGAGAGGCCAGUUAAAACGAACGCCUGGCGUCGCGGGUGGUUCAAGUCUUGUCACUGUCUGAUAGCUCUAAAAAUCAACAUGCAGUUAUGAUGUGAAUGGUUGUAGGCUUUAGGCUACGGUAGGGCUUUGAUUUGAGCAGUGGAGGUUUUGGGGCUUCGCUGCAGAGUGGCAUCAAAGGUUACACAGCAAAACAAGGAUUUAAUCAUUGUGUCAAGACUAUAAACAACAACUCAUUAUUCAUAGUUGGCUUGCCCUUUUACUCUGGUACCCUAUCAAUAUUUAUGUUCAGUCAAUAUUUAGUUUAGCAGGCUCAGGCUGUGCUGAACUUGUUUCAGGUUCAGUAGCAUUUGAUAUUGGAUUCUAUAUUGGUGUAAUUUAAGCGAUAUGGCCUCUAUAAAUAUGAGUGAGUGGAGCAGGAUGGAGUCUGUCAGAUAAUACAGGUGAUAAUAUUCUGACCUGUGUGCGUCACUAAAGCAGAUGAGUGUGUCGUGUCAGUGGAAAGGACUUCAAAGUCAGAUUAAAACCUCUUCCAUUAAAUUGAAGUCAGUAAUUAGAAAUUGCAGGCAUGGAUCAUACAAUAUGCAUCGAAUUUAUUAAGGUUUGAGAAGAUUGCUUUGCUGCUGUGUGAAGAACGUAUUUUUGUUUUGUCAAAACAUUUUUUGGUAAAGGACUUGGAUCUGAAUGUGCAACUAAUGUAUAGCUAUAUUUAUUUGUAGAACUGAACAUAGGCUCUGCUACCUGAUGUGAUGAAUUAUUAAUUGUAUUCAGCUUAUUUUGUUAUAUUAGACCACCUCAUUAACAGCUAGUGUGACAGGAAGUGAUGCACUGUAUGUAUUACAGACUAAUAUUGGGAGAACUCUUAUUUGGUACAAAUAUUUUGUAUAGAUUUGGGAAGAAUUUGGGGAAAUAUUUUCUAAUUGAAGUUAUGUUUUGAAAAAGAUUCUGUUUAUGUUGUGUGUUUAUGUUUUUCUUCAGGCUAUGGUACUUAUUGGAAAUAUACACUUGUGUAAACGUGUGUAGUGCUGCAUAGCUUGUCUUGUUGAUAUACUCUAGCUUCCUGUCACUCAGCACUCCAAGGAAGAGUGGCUUAGCUUGCCUUGCUUUGGCUGCUGUUUUCAUCCUCUGUUCUUCAAAUAGUUAUAUAGGAUCUUUAACCUGCUGUUUAUUAUUUCAAUAAACCCCUGUGUGUGCUUAUAGAGAACCAGAGAACCUGUAAGGACAGGAGUGUGGGUCAACAAACAGACAGUUGACUUUGGCAAAAGAACUCAGGACCUCAGCCAUGAAAGCCAGCUUGUCUGUUAGUAGAUUUCAUGAAGGAGGAAAUGAGCACUUGUUUUUAUAUAUUUUACGGCACACACUGAUUGUUGACUUCUUCAUACCGUAACCGUAUCUUAUGUUCUUCAAUGUCCCAUUGUUAUUAUCUGCUUCUCUCGAUGGUUGCUUACGUACUGCAAUAGUGCAAGUCUGCCACUAAAACAAAAAGUAAUCACGGGUGGAAAGUCUUAUGACUACUUAUGUAACGCGUAUCAGAGUUCUGAUUUGUUAUUGUAACACCACUAUACAAUGUCACAACAAUACCUUGGUAAAUAAGCCUGUGGCACAGAUACAAUAUCUAUGUACACACAUAACCAAAUAAUGUAUCACUAUAUACAGUGUACUCGGAAAGUAUUCAGACCCCUUGACUUUUUCCAAAUGUUGCUACGUUAUAGCCUUAUUCUAAAAUGUAUCAAAUAAACAAUGUCUCUCAUCAAGCUA
Molecule: messenger RNA, 3775 nt
Organism: Salmo salar (Atlantic salmon)
Lineage: Eukaryota; Metazoa; Chordata; Actinopteri; Salmoniformes; Salmonidae
Product: guanine nucleotide-binding protein subunit alpha-14
Biological process (GO): adenylate cyclase-modulating G protein-coupled receptor signaling pathway; phospholipase C-activating dopamine receptor signaling pathway
Cellular component (GO): cytoplasm; heterotrimeric G-protein complex
Molecular function (GO): guanyl nucleotide binding; G protein-coupled receptor binding; G-protein beta/gamma-subunit complex binding
Source: RefSeq, a predicted model, not a curated record